Messenger RNA from Cyclopterus lumpus (lumpfish), 1517 nucleotides. It is a transcript of the gene pglyrp6, whose product is annotated as peptidoglycan recognition protein 6. The transcript is spliced from 5 exons. The record is from RefSeq and is a predicted model, not a curated record. The coding region runs from base 99 to 1496 and encodes 465 amino acids. Lineage: Eukaryota; Metazoa; Chordata; Actinopteri; Perciformes; Cyclopteridae. Gene Ontology annotation, molecular function: peptidoglycan immune receptor activity; zinc ion binding; peptidoglycan binding. Gene Ontology annotation, biological process: defense response to Gram-positive bacterium; peptidoglycan catabolic process; detection of bacterium.
AACCACCCGCUUAUUAUGCAUGGGUGGGCGGGAAGGACUUGUAUAAAUGACAGGAGGCAACGGACGGCGCAGACAUUCGAAGCUGCUCACGCCUCAGGAUGGCUAAAGGCUGCUGCAGACCCGCCCUGGCUCUUGUUGUGGUGUUGCUCAGCACGUAUGCGGAAGCUACGUCUUCCCGCCACAUGGAUAACUUCAUCGCGGCGGUGAGGCGGGUGGAGGACGGCGUUCCUGGGUCAGGCCCGCUGGCCGUGUUGAGGAGGCUGCGCGGGGCCGCCGGCCUCAAUGACACGUUUGUUCGGCACUUCCUCGGCAACGCCGUCUCCGACGUUCCCGAAUUAGACGCAAGCCUCUCGGGUUACCUCAGCAAGGCUGUGCAUCACAGGCUGACCGGGGACGCCAGAGAGGAAGGCGUUGUCCUGACGCCCGAUGGCACCACCAUCGCCCUUGCGCCCCUCCUUCUUGGCAUCGAGGCCGGUUUCCUCGCCAGGAAGGCGGGCCGCGUGCGGGGCCUGUACCAGCUCACUUUGGCCAAAAACCUGGACAGCUCCCCUCUCCUGGGACCCGACGGAUGCUGGGACAGUGUCACCUCCCCUCAAGUCUUCACCCUCCUCGGCAGCCCCUCUAAGCUCACCGCCGCUCGGGUCAACGGAGGCAUGGACGGCGCGGUUCUCGGGACAGAGGUCUCCGCCAAAGGCAGGCGCCCCCUCUCACUCAGCGGCCUGCUGGCGGAGUACUACGGCCAUCGGCUGGAGAGCAAAGGACUGGACGCCGCCCCGCGCCUUGUCAGCCGGCGCCGCAGGGAGAACUUCAGGGGGCUGGCCUCCCCUCCGGCGCUGGCCAGACAGGUGGUGAAAGCGGCCGAGCUGCGGCGGAGGCUGGCGGGGCGCUCGAAGAUGGCGGCGAAGGAGAAGAAGCAGCUGGUGGCGUUAGUGAACGAGGGAAUGAAAGAGUUCAUCCAUCAGUACAUCGAUUGCCCGCCCAUCAUUCCUCGCUGCAUGUGGGGCGCCGAGCCGUACCGAGGAACCCCCACCAACCUGUCUCUCCCUCUCUCCUUCAUGUACAUCCACCACACCCACACGCCGAGCCAGCCCUGCCUGACCUUCCAGCAGUGCGCCGCCGACAUGCGCUCCAUGCAGCGCUUCCACCAGGAGGACAGAGGCUGGGACGACAUCGGAUACAGCUUUGUCGCGGGCUCCGACGGGUACAUCUAUGAGGGCCGAGGCUGGCUCCAGCGCGGGGCCCACACCCUGGGACACAACUCCGUGGGCUACGGGGUUUCCUUCAUCGGCGACUACGCCACUGGGGUUCCCUCCCAGCAUUCCAUGGGGCUGGUGAGGGAUCAGCUGGCAUCCUGCGCCGUCGGCGGUGGGAGACUGGUCGCUGACUUUGUCCUGCAUGGCCACAGACAGGUGGUGAAAACUUCCUGUCCCGGCGAUGCUUUCUACGAUGAGAUCAGAGGCUGGGAACACUUUGGGGAAGUCAAGAAAGGAAAAUGAUCUGCUUGGCAAGAGGGAGCU